AUGUCGAAACCGAGCAAGUACCUCCUCCUCUCUCUCCCUAACUCCAUCGUCCCUUCGCACCACCGCGACGAUGCGCUCGAGGCUGUCUCAGCCACCGUCUCCCCGGACACCGCUGCGUCAUUCCCGAUCCCGGAAUUCAAGAUCGGCACACUAGACGCUCUCGUUCAGCAAGCCGACGAGCUCGCCAAGCUCGAGGCCUCCUGCCAGAGUGUGGUUGGAAAGGUUGGCGAUGCUUUGAAGAACAUCCUCGAGGGCGACGAGGCGCAAAUUGAGCAGAUGAAGGUCGUCAAUGAUAAGCCCGUGGACCAAUACUUGCGGACCUUCCAGUGGAACAAAGUCAAGUACAGGGUUGAUAAGCCGCUGGCGGAGUUGAUUGAUCUGCUGCAGAAGGAAGCUGCCAGUAUUGACAGCGAUAUCCGGCAAAAAUACUCCCAAUAUAACCAGGUUAAGAACACGCUAUCUACACUCCAGCGCAAGCAAACAGGAAACCUCUCCACCAAGUCCCUCGCUUCGGUGAUUGAUCCCAAGUCCAUAAUCCAGAACUCCGAAUACAUCGAAACCCACCUGAUCGCCGUGCCCGCGCAGCUGGUCAAAGACUUCCUGCAGACAUAUGAAACGGUUGCCCCCAUGGUUGUUCCGCGGUCUGCACAGCUGGUCGCCUCGGACAGCGAGUUCACGCUGUAUGCCGUGACUUCAUUCAAGAAGCACAGUGUCGAGUUUGUGCACAAGUGCCGUGAGCAGAAAUGGAUCCCGCGCGACUUCAAGUACGUCGAGGGCGGGAAGGAGGAAGAGCGCAAGGAAGUCGAGCGCGUGGGUGGCGACGAGCGAAAGGUAUGGGGCGAGACAUUAAGGCUUGGUCGCACUGCCUGGAGCGAAGCUGUCAUGGUCUGGAUCCAUAUCCUGGUGCUGAGAGUGUUCGUGGAGACUGUCCUGCGGUACGGACUACCAUUGGACUUUGUCUGUGCAUUGGUUCGGACCUCCACGUCGAAGCAAGCAGACCGCGCUAAGCAAAACCUCGAGAAUAAGUUUUCGUACUUGGCCGGCAACGCCUUUGGGCGAGACAAGAAGGGCCGUAUGCAGCGCGAUGACCCGGGUGAGAUGCACGCCACCGGCGAGGCCAGCGCGGAGUACACACCCUACGUGUUUUAUGAAUUCGAGUUCAACUAA
This is a messenger RNA of Penicillium olsonii, 1167 nucleotides long. NCBI's taxonomy places the organism in Eukaryota, Fungi, Ascomycota, Eurotiomycetes, Eurotiales, Aspergillaceae. The record is from the annotation of a GenBank genome assembly.